Messenger RNA from Didymodactylos carnosus, 1305 nucleotides. The record is from the annotation of a GenBank genome assembly. NCBI's taxonomy places the organism in Eukaryota, Metazoa, Rotifera, Eurotatoria, Philodinida, Philodinidae.
AUGGCUGAUACUAUCCAUAGUUAUGUUAUGCUGUGUCGUGAAUUAUCGUUUUCUGAAGAAAAGACACGCGAUCCACAAUCAUCGUCGGAAGAGGCGAAAUUCCUUUCAAGCCUUGCACUUAUUUUAAAUGGUAAUCAACAAUACACGCCUAUGUAUGUGCAUGAAGCCGAGAAAACGAUAUUAGUUGCUCGAAAUGAAAAAAUCAGAUCGACUGAUAAACGAUAUUUCGAUCGGUUUUUCCGUCAAAUUCGGACAUACGCAGGCACAUGUUUCGACCGAGACAAAGCCACGACAACAGCCGGGAUUACUGCUCAACUGAGAUCGCUUAUAUUCGAAUAUAAUUCCGAAAAAAUCGUCAAUCGUUUUGAAGCAUCGACACAAAGUCAGUCGGAAGCAGUCGACAGGCAAAGCUUUUACACACAAUAUUUAGAAGGAAUCGACAACAUUGAACAAAAUCAUGUUCCUAAUGUCUCAUUAAUGAAAUUAACAGAUCAGCAGCUUUUAUCAGCGACGGGUAUUGCAGUUCUACUGUAUGAAUCCCGUUUGUUUCAGUAUAUGCUGAAUAAUUUUCCGGAAACAGCCAGCCGAGGCGUGUACUAUUUUGAAAAGAUAUCAGCGCAUUACCGAUCGACCAAUCUCCUGCUAAAAUGCUUGAUAUCUCAAAAAGAUCGUUAUUUACAAAUUUACAAAGUGGUUUCAUGGAAAAUCGUUGAACCUAUUAAAGAAAAACGUUCCUUGAUCAUUACGCCAAGAAAAGCGUUUGAAAAUAUAUGGAAAGAUAUGUUUGAAUCAACAUCAAGUCCGUCGACAUUGAAUUUAUCGGAAGCAAUCGACAGGCAAAGCUUUUACACACAACAUUUAGAAGGAAUCGACAACAUUGAACAAAAUCAUGUUCCUAAUGUCUGUUUACACGCCGAAAUAUUGCUUAUUGAUUUUUUAUUAAAAAACAGCAUUAAUGAAACAAUUAAUACAAAUGACGUUGAAAUAGGAAUUUCCAAAAUGAGUUGUUUACCAUGCUCGUAUUACAUCGAGGAAUUGAAUAAGAAAUACAGUCGUUUUUUUUGCCUGUUAGGUUCGACUCAUGGAAAAACAUAUCCUAAAUGGACAUAUCGAAACAACGAGGAUUCAUCAAUAUUAAAUGUUAUCAACGAAAAGUUAAUCGAUAAAGUCAAACAAUCGAUAAAAAGAAGAUGCUUACAGACUAAUCGUGCAGGGCCAGUGAAAAGUGGUGAUAGCGAUAUCAUGCAUACCUCACUUGGAGAGGAUGAAUUCGAUUCGAUAGAUUUUGAUAUAAUUCGUUAUUAG